Molecule: messenger RNA, 570 nt
Organism: Trichomonas vaginalis G3
Lineage: Eukaryota; Parabasalia; Trichomonadida; Trichomonadidae
Product: pectin lyase-like family
Exons: 1
Coding region: 1-570 (189 amino acids)
Source: RefSeq, a predicted model, not a curated record
AUGAUGUAUAUGGGAAAUAUUUCAUUUUUGCAAAACAAUUCCACGAGAAAUUAUUGCAAAGUUAAUACUGUUGCAACAGCAUUUGGAGAAGGAACAUCUUCAAUAAAAUAUUCAAUUAUUGAUGAAAAUUAUGCAAACUCCAGAAUUUGUAUUUCAGCAGGCACACAAUCGAAAUUUGACAGCAUUGUUUUCACAAACAACACUCUUUCUACACCUGAUGGUGUACCUCCUUCAAUGAUUUGUUGUAGUGGUAGUGGUGAUGUUACUUUAGAAAACUGUUUCAUUGCAAAUAACAAACAAAAUGGUCAAUAUUUGUUCGGAAUUAGUUAUGAAGGUUCAAUUACAGUAUCUAAUUCAUAUAUUGAUACUACAGAACUAUUAUAUGAAUCAGGUCAAAAUGUAAAAAUUGGACCAAACAAAGAAGGUUCACUUGAACUUCAUUUUCUUUCAACAGAACUCUGUCCAGGAGGUGACUAUUUUGUUAAUUUUGGCAAAGGGAAUAAAGUCAUAUUCACGGAGCUUAUUCAUCUUCAAGGUUUUGAAGAAAGUAUUGCUUCGAUUGUUUCUUAA